This is a messenger RNA of Panonychus citri (citrus red mite), 1084 nucleotides long. RefSeq lists its product as uncharacterized. Gene Ontology annotation, cellular component: glucosidase II complex. Gene Ontology annotation, molecular function: protein binding. The record is from RefSeq and is a predicted model, not a curated record. Bases 90 to 779 code for a protein of 229 amino acids. The transcript is spliced from 2 exons. Gene Ontology annotation, biological process: N-glycan processing. Lineage: Eukaryota; Metazoa; Arthropoda; Arachnida; Trombidiformes; Tetranychidae.
UUUUGGAAACAAAAACAAUUGAAUUUGUUUUUUUUUCACUCUUUUGGUAACAUGUGAUUGAGAUUUAAUUUUGUUUUAAGAAAAUUAUUAUGACCAAAUUAAGAUUUUCUGGUUAUUUGACUAGAAGAAAUUUGUUCUUAAUUGGUUUAAGUUUUAGUACAUUUUAUCUGUUGUAUCAGUUAACCAUCAUCACUGCUUUAAAUAAGUUGGCAUCCCGAUCACCGGAAAAAUCAUUCAACAAUCACCAUCGCCAUAAGAUUUUGGAUCAUGGAGAUGAAGGUAAUGAUGAUGAUGAGAGUAAAUUGUUGUCUCCCCUGAAAGGAUCACCAAAGGUUAAUUAUUUUGCUAAAGAUUCGUUUAAAAAGGAUACCAAAAGAAGACCAGUUAAACCUUUGGGUAAAAUAAUUCUUGGUGUUAGUAAAUUUGAUUUUAAAUAUUACCAAGAAAAAGAUGGUGGUCAAUUUAGAUGUCGAUCCAGUGGUGAGGAAAUUUCUUAUUCUCAAGUUAAUGAUGAUUAUUGUGAUUGUCAAGAUGGAAGUGAUGAACCAUCAACCGAUGCUUGCCCUCAAUUCAAAUUUUAUUGUAUAGUUAAAACGUUUGAUGGAUUAACAAGUAUUCCAUCAUCAAUGGUUAACGAUGGUAUUUGCGAUUGUUGUGAUGGAAGUGAUGAGUAUCUUAAUCGUUCUACACCAUCAAUUAUCUAUGGUGGAAAAUUAAUUAUUCCAUCCAAAGGAAAAGGUGUAUAUUUAACACCCUGUAUAUGGAGAUGUUCCAGUUAAAUGUAAAUUUUUGCAAAAUUCACAAAAAAACAACUUUGUAAUAUAUACACAAGAGUCUAAGAAUCUAAGUUGUUUUUCCAUUUCAAUUGGAUUCAACUUGAUUUCUCAUGAUGAAAAUGAGAAAUCAAACAAUAUUUUUUAAUCAUUUCCAUUGAUUCUCAUUCAACUUACCUGAGUAUUUAUCGUUUUUAAGAGUUGGCGCUUUCAAUGUAAUUCUAAUUACAAAAGAUGGAGACACAUAAGUUUUAACUUGAAGAUGAAAAUUUUGUCUUCAAAAAUAAAAAGAAAGAGUUUUUUUUAUCUUA